GGAGGCCCAGCAAAGUAACGCAAGAGAGGGAGAUACUGCCUUCACUGAGACACAAGAGUGACUGACUCAGACUGAGAGAGAGAGAGAGAGAGAGAGAGAGGUAGCGCCUUCACUGAGACACAAGAGUGACUGAUUGUGUGUGUGAGAGAGAGGUAGCGCAACAGGCAUUUAACUCCAGCACGCGCACCAUUGACUUAACAGGUGCAGCCAUUCUUUAAAGAGCGCAUAUCCUACAACAACAAAGAGACUUCACUUUGCAACAACAACCAGCCCGAAAGUCAUAGAACUCUUCAUAGGGACUCUUCGUAGAGUGCACGCAUCACCAGCAGCCUGACAACAACCACAGAUCCAUACAGACAGACACACAACAAAACAGGAACAAGUCACUUUUGUUUUGCUUAUUAGACUCACUCACCCAAACACCUACCUUAAUCUCGAAUCUCGAGCCGCUAUCAUGGACGUCAACAAGGACAAGACGCCGCCGACGCAGCAGCUGCGGAUGCGCCUGGUGUUCAUGGGGGCGGCAGGCGUGGGCAAGACGGCCCUCAUCCAGCGCUUCCUGGCCGACAAGUUCGAACCCAAGCACCGGCGCACCGUGGAGGAGCUGCACAGCAAGGAGUACGAACUGCACGGGGGACUGAAGGUGACAGUGGAGAUUAUGGACACGAGCGGCAGCUACUCCUUCCCGGCCAUGCGCAAGCUGAGCAUCCAGAGUAGCGACGCCUUCGCCCUGGUCUACGCCGUGGACGACCCCGACUCACUGGAGGCCGUCAAGUCGCUGCGGCAGGAGAUCCUGGAGGUCAAGGCCGACAAGCUGACGCCCAUCGUGGUGGUGGGCAACAAGACAGACAAGCCCGAGAGCGAACGCCAGGUGCCCUCGGACGACGUGCUCUCCACCGUGGAGCUGGACUGGAACGGCAGCUUCCUGGAGACGUCGGCGAAAGAGGACGAGAACGUGGUGGAGGUGUUCCGGGAGCUCCUGCAGCAGGUGAAUCUGCCGAGCCGCCUCAGCCCCGCCCUGCACCGACGCACACGCCGAGACACCUUCCCCAACAAGGAGCCCAACGGCAACGGCAACGGGCUGACGCUGCGGCCGCCCAUGAACAAGACCAACAGCUGCACCGUCUCGUAGAAGAAAAAGAAGACAAGACAAGGGGAGGAGAGACAGGGGGGGUUGUUUUUUUGGAGGGGUGGUACCAAGACAAGACAGAAGGGGUUGAUGAAGAGGAGGGGGAGGAAGAGGAAGAAGAACAGCUGCACCGUCUCGUAAAAGAAAAAGAAGACAAGACAAGGGGGAAGAGCUGGAAACAUGGAGGAGAGAGGGGUGGGGUUGUUUUUUUUGCAAGGGUGACGCAUCAUGAAACAGCAGCUAGUGUAUUUUCACACUUUUCAGCAAACAAGAGAGUACAUUGACCCCCAGACCAGAGCCCCACCUGCCAUGCACCCCACACACCCCUCCCCACAUCCCAAAUCCCAAUUUAAGCCCCUGGGUACCAGACCAGUCAAGUCAAGUCAAGUCAGCUUUUAUUGUCACUUUCUUCAUAGGCACAAGUCAUACAAGGAAAAUCAAAUUACGUUUUCUCUCUAUACCAUGCCAGGACAUAGACAUAUACAGGACUGACAUUUUACAGACUGACAUAAAGUGCAAGACAAGACAGGUAACAGUGAUAGACAGUGAUAGAGGCGAGAAGAUUGGACUGGACGCGAGUUACAGGGAUGACGCGCCAGUCAAUCAACGUGCUGCCGCUGAAAAGCAACUGAGGUGACAAUGAGAAUCCCUGAGUGAGUGGAGUUCAAGACAAGAGGUGAAGAGUGUUGACCGUGGACACGUGCAAUCCCUCCUAAAAAUCCCUCCUGAGUCACCAAGUCACCCCUUAUCAUUCACCAGAGACUCCCAGUUGAGAGACUGCUGCUGAGGGCAGAGGUGGACUACACAUAUGAGAAGGGGGAAGAGUUGCCGCUGUCAAGAUGAACUUUUCAAUGACAGCACAAGAUGGAUGCAUACAGGCUCACAUGGUGUCAUGCAUUUCCUUUGCUUGACUUUCCACCCCAACUUUGCACAAGUAAAGCUAAUGAUAACAGCAUCAUCUAGUGUCUCAAAUAGGAUUAAUAGAUAGUCUUUUUUUAAGUUUUAAUGUAAAUAUAUGUGUUCAUUUUUCAUAUGACUUUAAGCUGUUGGUUGACACAGUGUGCAACUAGCAGUAGGCUAUAUUUAUUAUGAAAGACAAAUGGCGAGGUCGUUGUGCGUCCCGGUUGUUACAAAUAUUUGUGUGUGUACAUACAGUCACCGUGUGUGUGUGGAAACUGCGCAGCUGGUGAAAGCUGCUUCUGCGACGUUUUCCGCAGUUGUUUUUUUUGUUUCGCAGCAUGAAAAAGAACAUUUAAUGUUUGUACCAUGGUUGCAAAAAGCUUAUGUCCAUUAUGCACUUUGUGUUAUGUUUAAAUAAAAAUACAUUUUUGCAAUGCCAAUUUAGCGAUGUUUAAUGUCCAUAUAGC
Molecule: messenger RNA, 2496 nt
Organism: Engraulis encrasicolus (European anchovy)
Lineage: Eukaryota; Metazoa; Chordata; Actinopteri; Clupeiformes; Engraulidae
Product: GTP-binding protein Rhes-like
Exons: 3
Coding region: 455-1132 (225 amino acids)
Molecular function (GO): GTPase activity; GTP binding
Source: RefSeq, a predicted model, not a curated record